This is a messenger RNA of Folsomia candida, 2607 nucleotides long. Its product is annotated as zinc finger protein OZF-like. The record is from RefSeq and is a predicted model, not a curated record. The transcript is spliced from 2 exons. Bases 1168 to 2340 code for a protein of 390 amino acids. Gene Ontology annotation, cellular component: nucleus. Lineage: Eukaryota; Metazoa; Arthropoda; Collembola; Entomobryomorpha; Isotomidae.
UACCAGAUUCAAUCAGAUAUUUGCCUCUUGGUUGAAUCUGCAGAUAAGCGAAACCAUAUCUCACUCCAAAUGCACCAGCGUGAGAAUCCCGGCUCUGGUGAAAUUAAAAAACCCUUUUUUCGUUGUUUUUUUUUUGGAAAAGGAGAAAUACAUUCAUAUUCGUCGUCUGGUAAUGACCAGGCUUGAGCAAGAUACUUUGUUUUAGAUGAAAGUCUUACUGUUAGGUAGUUAGGCAUUGAAAAACACCUUCCACUAGUAAAAAUAAAACGCAUAUUUUCUUCAAAAUAACAAUUACUACCUCAUAAAUCAUAAGAAAAGCGAACUUUAGAUGUCGCGGGUAACAUAUUUUGCAAAAAGUAUCUUGUAUCUUAAAAAGUAUCUUAGAUACUUUCCCCUGGAUGGAAAAUAUCAGAUACAAGAUACAAAUACAAGAUACUCAUUGAGGAUUUUCCAGAUACAAGAUACUUUGAGCCGAGGCGGCUGGAAGAUACAAGAUACGAGUAGUAUCUUGUAUCUUGUAUCUAGUAUAUUAAAGUAUCUAUCUUGCCCAAGCCUGGAAAAAGAUAACACCAGCAUAAGAGCAGAGGAAGGGAAUUCUGAUUCAUACCCAAAUUCGAGAGAUUGUGGACGAACGAAUAUAUCUUCCUGAGGUGGACAAUCGGCUCAAUUUGCAUUGGACAUUUAAUGAUAAAUGAAUGAAUAAAUGAAUGAAUGAACAUGCUUCUGUGUCACCACUUUCUUGCUUAAUUCUCCGUCCACAAAGAAAUUAUUCUGCAUUCUGUCACCUUUUUGGUACGUCCGACUGUACGAGACUCGACUCUUGGUGGGAUGUGCAGAUAAGCGAAGCUAUCACUUGAGACAACAAGCUCCUCGUCAAACGAGAGCUCACUUCCUCCUCCAGAAAUUUUACAAAUUUGAAACAUUUCCACCAAGUUCACAUUGAGAAAAAGAGCAAAACGACUCAAAGAAUGAUGUACGUGAGUUGAAAAUAAAAUUGUGGAGGAAUCUGAAACACAGAGAAAGUUCGAUAAGGGAAACUUAUUUACUCGAGAACGGACUGCUUCCCGAACAUACGUCUCACGCCAAAAUGUGAAGAACGUGUCGUUGGAUUCGAAGGUUUCUACUGCGGGAAUUUCCGAGCAGAACGAGACAUUGCCGUUGGACACGAUGGAGGUCAACCAGACGCACCGGAAGUUCCUCAGACGACAGGAAACGCUCGUCACCACAAAGGAGAAAGGGGAAAGUUCUCAAGAAAAUGGACAAUUUGCUCCUCACUCCGCCCAACCACGUGAGCCAACUCCACGUGGCGAAAACCACGUGCAGUCCCCCUCAGCCAACAGAAGGUCAUCAAAAGCCAGGAAAUUGCCCCAAGUUGGCAGAAAGCGUGGUCAUCACGUGGUGGGGACAAUCUUCCCAUGCAAAAUAUGCCUUCGUCCCUUCACCAACAGAACCAGUGCUGCCCUCCACGCCCACACUCACCUCAACCCCCACGAGCUGGAGCAGUCGUCACUUUUCCAUGAGAAGUGCCCCCACUGCGAAAAAGUGUUCUUCACUCGUCACCACUUCACCGACCACGUGAACGCGCACGAAGGUCGUAAAAACUACGCCUGCUCCGUGUGCAAGCAGAAGUUCUCCGCGAAAAAAAGUUUGACCCGUCAUCUCUUCGUCCAUUUGAGUCGCGAGGAGCGCGCGGAGGUGCGGCAAGGCUGGCGACACGUCUGCUACUUUUGCAGCAAACCAUUCCAACGUCCGUCCCAUCUCAGUCGUCAUGUGGUGGGCCAUACGAAGGAAAAAGUGGGCGGGCGAUGUCACACUUGUCGAAAAAGUUUCUCCUCCAAAGAUUCUCUGACCAAACAUCGGUUCGCCCAUCUCUCCGAAGACGAGAAGGUCGCCCUCGUGAAGCAGGGUUCGAGUCGAGUGUGUCUAUUCUGCCAGAUGAAAUUCCCCGAUAACCGAACUUAUCAUGUUCACCUGGUUUCCCACACGGAGGAGAAACCUUUCCGCUGCGACCAGUGUGGGGCGCUGUUCGGUCAUCAGAGUGUCUUAACCAUGCACGCGCGCAUUCACAGCGCGGAUCCGCGACCCUUCAAGUGCACCGAAUGCGACCAAGUGUUCACUCAAAAAUCGAGUCUGACCAGCCACAAGAAGACGGUGCACCGGAAGCGGAAGGACAUCGCGUGCCCCGAGUGCGGCAAGAAGUUCGGGAGGAAGGGUGACAUGGUGCGACAUCUGAGGAGUGUUCAUGCCAAAAACCGGCACUCCUGCCCCCACUGCGGGGAGACAUUCUCGAGGAAAGACCAUCUUGGGAGACAUUUGAAGAAGGUUCAUCCCCCAGAGUAAAGUCUAAACAGCGUCUCAUCAAAGGACCACGUGUCAUCCAUAUGUUAUGUUUUUUUUAUUAUAUAUUUUGCUGAUUUGACCACUUAUGACAAGUUAUGCUCAUCCGACCAUCACGACAUGUUUUCCACGCGUUAUAUAUUUCAAUAUUUUUCUCAUUUCACUAAUUAUGACGAGAGAUUUAUUCUGAUAAAAAUGGCAUAAUUGAAUUAUUAAGGUGUGAACGUGUUAUGUUACCGUUUUGACUAUGACAAUUUUUAUGUAGUAAAG